Messenger RNA from Cladophialophora yegresii CBS 114405, 687 nucleotides. RefSeq lists its product as uncharacterized. The record is from RefSeq and is a predicted model, not a curated record. NCBI's taxonomy places the organism in Eukaryota, Fungi, Ascomycota, Eurotiomycetes, Chaetothyriales, Herpotrichiellaceae. The coding region runs from base 1 to 687 and encodes 228 amino acids. The transcript is spliced from 3 exons.
AUGCAGCUCUUCACCCUAGCCUUCCUGCUCAUUGCGCAGCUGGUAUCCGGGCACUUCGAACUCACAUAUCCAAACUGGCGAGGCGAUUCCUUCCUCCCGCCAGCAUCGCAAUACAUGUUCCCAUGCGCAAACGUCAAUACCACAGACGCCUCCAAUAACAACCGCACCUUGUGGCCACUGGACGGAGGCUCCCUGAAGAUCGAGUUUCACCACUCAUGGACCUACGUCGCCUUCAACCUCGGGCUCGGCUCAAACACCAACACGUUCAACAUCUCGUUGAACCCGAUGCUCUUGAACGAGACGGGCAACGGCACCAUGUGCUUUCCGAAGUGGCGUCUGCCUGCCGACUUGAACAUCGAGGACGGCACGGACGCCAGCUUGCAGAUCAUCACCAUCGGGGAUAGUGGGACGGCGCUGUAUAACUGCGCGGACAUUCGGUUCUCCGCGGACGCAACGCUCUUGAGCGAAGAUCAGUGCCAGAACACCACGGGCCUCGAGUUAUAUCCACUCGUGCAGCAGCAGGCCGACGGGUCAAUGGUGGGCGCGGCAGCAACGGUGACGGUGACUGCGAGUGCCGCGGGAGCUUCGGCGACCGGUGAGAGUGCUGCCAUGGGCAUGAGCGCGCCGGGGUUGAGUAGCCUUGCUUUGGGUGCGGCUCUCACCGCCGCGCUUCUAUUGGGUUCAUAA